Molecule: messenger RNA, 1390 nt
Organism: Paramisgurnus dabryanus
Lineage: Eukaryota; Metazoa; Chordata; Actinopteri; Cypriniformes; Cobitidae
Biological process (GO): G protein-coupled receptor signaling pathway; sensory perception of taste
Cellular component (GO): membrane
Molecular function (GO): bitter taste receptor activity; G protein-coupled receptor activity
Source: RefSeq, a predicted model, not a curated record
AAUGAGUUCUUAUAUUGAAAUGGGUCCUUUGGCAUUUGCCAUAGUGAUGGUGCCCAUUGCUGUCGCCACUAUCCUGAUCAACGUGUUUUUUAUCUGCUGUAUGUUUUCUUCACAGGAAGGACCAGAAAACCUACAAAAGCAACCCCUUAAUGUUUUACUCGGAUCGCUUAUUGCGUGCAACUUCAUUCUUAACAUUUUUAACCUUUUGUUCGUUAUGUAUGACACUGUUGAUGUGUCUCUAUGGGUAUUGGAUGUUUCAUAUGCAGCUACAUUUUAUACCAUGAGGACAAGUUUUACUUCAUCUCUUGGGCUGAAUGUAUUUUAUUACUUUCAGAUUGUUCCUGCCCACCAACCUUUUUUGAUCUGGGUGAAGACCCACAUCAAACUCUUUAUGUAUUUGAUGUUGCUUUCUGACAGAAUCUUCUUUUUAUUUGGAUUUAUUAUGCGUGUUCUCCCAAUAAGUGUUUUCAUUUCUGAAGUGGACUUGAAUUCAUCCAGUGUUGCCUUGAACGUCACCAGUGGAGGCUUUGAAGUCCUAUAUGAUCUGAUACUGACAGACUUUUGGCUUAGAUGUUUCUAUUUUUUGGUUUGUCUUGGCAUCAUGGUGGCAUCAAACACCUCCACUGUUCUCUAUCUAUGGAGACAUGUGAAGAGGAUGGAGGACUCAAGUUCUUCUUCUGCUCUUCAUUACCAGAAGCAGAAGCGAGUGGCUAUAUUGAGCAUCAUACAAACUUUGCUUUUCUUUUUCUCCUCAGCUUGGCUAAUGGCAGAUGAAAUCAUGUUUCGUUUUAAUUUAUUUUAUUUUGAUCCAAGUGGUAAUAUACUUUAUUCUGUUGUGGGCUUUUACUCUUUUGGUACAACCAUCAUUCUAGGUGUUGGACAGACAAAAUUCAGAGUUCGAGCUGUAGAGAUUGGGGAAAAAAUGGUCAGACUAUCUCACAAAGUAACCUGAAUGUGAGUGACAGGAAUGGAAAUUUUAAUGGUUGUUUCAACUUCUGAUACGGUAAAACGGGAAAUAGUGAAAUACUAACAUUUGAAUUUCAAACUGGUGAAAAUAAAUAUAUGUAAUUUAGGGUCAGAUGUAAAAACUGAGAACUUAUAGAAAUGUUACUACAUUUGAUUUGUCAUGAGAUUAUUUGCUGCCAUCUGCAAACCCCAAUAUGUCAAAGAGAUUCAGUCAUUUUUACAAAUCUUUCACAUAUAUUUUGCAGAAAUCAUGUUUCCUUCAAUGUUUGCUUGUGAUUGGUCGUUCUUACUAAAUGCAUAUUGUGAUGUGGUGAUAACUAUGGUUAGUAUGAUUUCUUUAAUAAGGCUAAAUCAUGUUUAUUUUUAAAAAAUUCCUACUGUAAGAACUGGUUUAACAUUCAAAGCCUUCAUCUUUGUGGAUUGU